GUUGUUUGCAUCCGUUCUACGUGGAAUGCUCUGUCACCAAAGCUGAGUUGUGAUACAAGACCCCUCAUUUUAAAAGCACUGAAUGAAUUGUUUGCCCUGGUUCCCUCGUUAACAGUGAAUACAAACGAAUAUGAGAAAUUCAAAGCUCAAGUUAUCAGCUUCCUUUGGAACAACACACAAAACAAGGAUGCUGUUGUAGCCAUUUCAGCCUACAAAUCACUCUCAUCAUUUGGCUUUGAAGAACACACAAUUCUUCAUCUUCCUGAACAGGCACGACCAGAAGCUGACUCACUGGAGGAGGCAGACAUGAAUGAAGAUGAAGAAGAGGAGAAAGAGGUGGAUCUUUUUGUUCCGGGUUCUUCAUAUAUCAAGCUGUUGUCUCUAACGCCAGCUUCUGUUUUAGGAGCAUUUGAAGAGUUUGCAGCAUCACUUGUGAAACAGGAGAUGACCAACAUGCCACGUGGUGUGUAUCACUCUGCCUUGAGAGGAGGGACCACACGCUCAGACCAGGGGAAGACCAUGGCAGGUGUUCCAAACUUCUUGUUGAAAAUGUAUGAGAGGAACAAACAACCAGGCAUGACACCAGGCCUUGCAGCUGGCAUGUUGUUGUGUUACGACCUUCCAGUCCAUAUAGGCAAAGAUGGCAAGCCUAUUAAUCGAUUUCUGGCCAGCAGGGGCCGCAAUUUCCAGCAAAUGUUGGUGGCCCUCAUUCAUGAGGUUAACAUUCAACCUUCUGAAUGGCACCGCUCCAUACUGCUGCCACAGUCAUGGUUAGGAUUUAUGAGUCGAACCUACAGUGCAAUCCUGCAGGGGAGGCAGGCAGAGCUGGAGAUGCAGUUAAAACAUGGAAAAGAGGAUCCUGAAGAGGUGCAGUACAAACAGUUUACAGCCUGGCUCUGGGUCAGAGAUAUGUUGACCGAUGUCAUCAAAGGUGCUUCCAAAGACAGCCCAGUGGUGAAAGGAAACUCUAUUUUUGCCUUAACUGGUCUUGCAGUUGCUGUAGCCAAAUAUGAAAGCAGCCUUUCCUCAGACACUGAAGGGAUGCCUGAGACUGAACCUGAUUUUCUUCCCACAAAACACUGGAUUUCUAUGGUCACAGAGACCCUCUUUAGUAUUGUGAAUAGCCGCUAUCACCCUAAAGGUCAAGUCUUCCCAUGGUUCUACCAGAAAUCCUAUUCAGGUGAAAAUACUGCUAGUAUUAUAGCUCGUUCCUGUGCGGCCACUGCUUUGUCUCUCCUGGUGCCAGUUUUCAUUGUAUCAUGUAAGGAGAAGGUUGAAGAAGUCCUGAAUAUGCUGACUGACAGGUUACCUGGGAAACGAAAUGCUGAUGAGUCUCAAGCUGUUCAAAUCCACAUGGGCCUUGGUUUGGGGAUGUUUAUCUCACGUUUGUAUGAAGAAAAAGUCAGUGAUGUACCUGGUCAACAGAUGAAUUUAGUCCUAAUGAAGUCCCUGGAUGCGCUGGAAGAGUGCUGCUUUGACACCAGUCUGGAAUACAAUACUGGAUGUAUUUUGGGAGUAGGACUUGUUCUUUCGCUUAUGAGUCACAGUAGCCAAACAGAAUCACGAGUGCACGUUUCAGCUUCAUUGCGAAAACUCUGCAAAUACCUGGACAGCAGUGAGGACCAAAGCAGAUGGGUCCAGGAGGUACUUGCCUACUCUGUGGCCUGUUCCUGUGUCUCUGCUUUCAGUGCUGGAAUCAUAGAAGCAGCUGAGGCUGAGGAGGCCAUGAACAAGCUUCGGUCCUUAGUGGAAAAUAAUCAGCAGACCCAUGGUUUUGCUUUAGCUCUAGGUGCAAUAGUACAUGGAUUGUCAGCUUGUGGUCAUGGGAAAGCCGAAGACCUGAGUAACAGACUAAUACCAGCCUGGAUAAAAAUUGUGCUUGCAGAGGGUUCUCCAACAAUGCAGCGUCUGGCUGCUGUCAGUGGGCUGGUUGCACUGGUGGGCUCUGAAGGAGGCAUGAUACAGCUGAAAUCUGAGAGCAUUCAGUCCUCUCAGUUUCAAAGUAAGCUGAAUGAAGUCAUCAGAACCCUCACACAGAUAAUCAGUUUUUCAGGGCAGAUUGGCCUUCAGACGAAUGCAGCAGGACUUUUGGGACGCCUUCAUAUGUCCUGUUUGUCUUCUACCCAGAACAGGGCAUCCGUUCCUCCAGAUUUUAGCUACUUGCCUGAAAACAGCUUUAUCAGGGCAGCCAUUGACUUUGCCAUUGAAAGUGGAAAGAAAGGCCCUGAAUCUGUCCCAACUGACCUGGUGAAAGUAGCACUGGCACCUAUUGCAUUAGUUGGAGAAAGCCAUCAGUAUCCACCUGUAAAUUGGGCAUCCAUCCUUUCUCCUUUGAUGAGGCUAAACUUUGGUGAUGAAGUAAAACAUCUCUGCCUUCAGCUGGCUGUGACACAGGCCCAGUCAUCUCAAAAUGCAGCAAUGCUUUUGGGGAUGUGGGUGGCACCUCCCCUUGUCUAUAGUCUCAGCAUUAAAACCCAGAAAUACCUUUUCAUGUCCCUGCCCCUGUGGAUGAAACAUGUUGCAGAAGACAAAUUACAGUCUUUUACAGAAGUGUUUCUGAUACAACAAUUUGAAGUGAAGAACCACACAAAAACUCCAGAAAUCUGCCAGUGUGUUUUACAAGGGCUCGUGCAGGCAAUGAAACUUCCAAACCCUGCCCAGUAUUGCUGGGGCUUUCUGUGCCGGGCUGUGGAGAAGAUAUUUGAGCUUCUACCAAAUGAGGUUCUGAGGGGCGAACUGGAGAUGUAUAUCGAUGUAGCGAACUGUAUCUCAGAAAUGGCUGAUUCAGAGAUUGAUCGCAUUGUCCAGAUCUCUAAGAACAAUAAAGAGAAGGCCACAUUCACGAAAGUGUAUUUAAUUUCUCAAGGCAGAUUGCCUCUGAUGAACUUGAGUGCUGUGAUUGAUACUGUGGCAGGAUAUCACCAGAAAGAAAAUAUUUCAUGGAUGCUCUUGCAUAGUUUCUAUCAUGCUCGUAUUGUGAGCCAUGAAAACACAGGAGUGCUGAAAAGAAUGGACUGGCUGCUAGACCUGAUGGGCUACAUCAGAAAUUUAGCAUUCAAGUCAACACCCUUACAAAAUGUCAAUCUUAAAGAGUGCAUAGAUUUCCUCCUGUGGCUGUUUGCAGCUUCUGUGGUGGCCUGGGCUGACCAUGGUGCACCAUUGCUGCUAGGCCUCAGUGCUAACUGGUCACCGUGGAAGCACCAAACGGUAUUACCAGAAUUAUCUAAGGAUCACGUUGGCAAACACCCCAUUGACAAGCUUGCUGUGCAGGAGACUCUCACUUUCCUUCCAAGCAGCAUUUCCCUUUUGCUGGCUAAAGAGCCUUGGAAAGAACAAACACAGAAGUUUAUUGACUGGCUGAUCAAUAUGAUGGAAAGUCCUAAGGAAGCAUUAUCAAAAUCUUCCAUGGACCUGCUGAAAGUUACUCUUCUGGCCUUGAGAUCUGUUGCGGAGUUCAAGAAGAAAGCAGUGUGGACUAAAGCUUAUGGGUGGUAG
Pelecanus crispus (Dalmatian pelican) is the source of this 3495-nucleotide messenger RNA. Lineage: Eukaryota; Metazoa; Chordata; Aves; Pelecaniformes; Pelecanidae. The record is from RefSeq and is a predicted model, not a curated record.